This is a messenger RNA of Aspergillus japonicus CBS 114.51, 1062 nucleotides long. RefSeq names its product MDR family NADP-dependent oxidoreductase. Gene Ontology annotation, molecular function: oxidoreductase activity, acting on the CH-CH group of donors, NAD or NADP as acceptor. NCBI's taxonomy places the organism in Eukaryota, Fungi, Ascomycota, Eurotiomycetes, Eurotiales, Aspergillaceae. The record is from RefSeq and is a predicted model, not a curated record. The transcript has 3 exons. The coding region runs from base 1 to 1062 and encodes 353 amino acids.
AUGCCUCAACCGAACAAAGCCCUCAUCCUCAGCAAAGUCCCCAACGGGGCGCCCGUCCCGGGGACCGACCUCACCGUUGAACAACGGGAGAUUGACCUCGACCAGCAGCUGCCUCCGGACAGCGUCCUCACCAAAAACCUCUACGCCAGUCUGGAUCCCUACAUGCGCGGUCGCAUGCGUGACCCCAGCAUCAAGAGCUACAGCCCCCCUUACCAGGUUGGGGAGCCGAUCACCGCCUACAGCAUUGGGCAAGUGCUUCGGUCGGAGAACCCCAAAUAUAAGAAGGGUGAUAUCAUCUGGUGUAUCCUCAAGAUCGAGGAGUACAGUGUUGUCACCAAGGAGGAGCUGGCAUGGCCGCAGACUCAGAAGAUCGAUGUGAAGCCUGGACUGUCACUGUCGCAUUACGCCGGAAUCCUUGGAAUGACGGGACUGACGGCUUAUUCCAGUCUGUAUGAGAUCGGGCAGCCUAAGAAGGGCGAGACCAUCUUCAUCUCCUCGGCUGCCGGCGCGGUAGGACAGGUGGUCGGCCAGCUGGCGAAACAUGAGGGUUUGAAGGUGAUUGGCAGCGUUGGUGACGAUGAUAAGCUGCGGUUUAUUACUGAGGAGUUGGGCUUUGAUGCGGGAUUCAACUAUAAGAAGGAGAAGCCCGGCGACGCCCUGGCUCGACUGGCACCUAACGGGAUUGACAUCUACUACGAGAACGUUGGUGGCGAGCACCUGGAAGCGGCCCUCAACGCCAUGAAUCCCUUCGGCAGGAUUAUUGCUUGUGGCAUGGUCUCGCAAUACAACUUGAAGCCCGAGGAGGCCUUUGGAGUCAAGAACUUAAUGCUUGUGGUGGGAAAGAGAAUCAGGAUGCAGGGAUUCAUCGUCGGAGACGAGAAUAUGGGGCCGAAGUAUGCGAAGGAGAGAAACGAGCGGGUGUCUGCGUGGCUACUCGACGGCAGUAUCAAGACGAAGGAAGACAUCACGACUGGAAUCGAAAACGGACCCGAAGCCUUGGUCUCGAUGCUUCGUGGCGGGAACCGCGGAAAGGCCAUCUUGAAGAUCGCUGAUCCUGAGUGA